This is a messenger RNA of Lates calcarifer (barramundi perch), 920 nucleotides long. RefSeq names its product exosome component 4 (gene exosc4). Gene Ontology annotation, cellular component: nucleolus; cytoplasmic exosome (RNase complex); nuclear exosome (RNase complex). The record is from RefSeq and is a predicted model, not a curated record. The transcript has 3 exons. Gene Ontology annotation, biological process: rRNA catabolic process; nuclear mRNA surveillance; U4 snRNA 3'-end processing. NCBI's taxonomy places the organism in Eukaryota, Metazoa, Chordata, Actinopteri, Centropomidae. The coding region runs from base 52 to 789 and encodes 245 amino acids.
GACAGACACGUGGGGCGUUGCGUUGCCGUCCACUCCAAGUUAAGCGGAAACAUGGCGGGCUUGGAGCUUCUGUCUGAUCAGGGAUACCGUUUAGACGGACGAAAAGCCACCGAGCUGCGGAAAGUCCAGGCUCGCAUGGGUGUGUUCGCUCAGGCGGACGGUUCCGCGUAUCUGGAGCAGGGAAACACCAAAGCUCUGGCUGUGGUGUACGGUCCACAUGAAAUGCGAGGUUCACGUAGUCGGACUCUUCACGAUCGGGCUGUCAUCAACUGUCAGUACAGCAUGGCCACAUUCAGCACGGCAGAGAGGAAGAGGAGACCCCACGGGGAUCGCAAGUCCACCGAGAUGAGCCUCCACCUCAAACAGACGUUUGAGGCUGCUGUGAUGACCCAGCUGUACCCGCGGUCUCAGAUAGACAUCUAUGUCAAGAUUCUGCAGUCAGAUGGAGGGAACUACAGCGUGUGUGUGAACGCCGCCACUUUGGCGGUGAUUGACGCCGGCAUCCCCAUGCGGGACUACGUGUGCGCCUGUACCGUCGGGUUUGUGGACGAGACGCCCCUCGCUGACCUUUGCUACGCAGAGGAAAGUGGGGGAGUGAGCUCUCUGGCCUUAGCGCUGCUGCCCCGGGGUGGACAGAUCGCUCUGCUGCAGAUGGAUGCCAGACUGCAUCAGGAUCACCUAGAGACUCUGAUUGAAGCUGCCAUGACAGCCUGUAAAGGUGUGAGCAAGGUGCUGGAUGAGGUGGUGCGACAACAUCUCCAAGAAGUGUCAGUGCUCACUGGAGAGUGACGCAGGGACUGGGGAGGGGGCGGGCUGAUGGAGAAUCUUGUUUGCGUUUUUUUCCCACGCAUUUAUAGCAUUUACUGUGUACCUUUGUAUAUAUGUGGUGAAACUAGCAAUAAAUAUGUGACACAGCAAAA